Aureobasidium pullulans EXF-150 is the source of this 469-nucleotide messenger RNA. RefSeq lists its product as uncharacterized. NCBI's taxonomy places the organism in Eukaryota, Fungi, Ascomycota, Dothideomycetes, Dothideales, Saccotheciaceae. The record is from RefSeq and is a predicted model, not a curated record. The transcript has a single exon. Bases 119 to 355 code for a protein of 78 amino acids.
UGAUGAAGGUUAUAGUCACUACAAGGACAAGAUCCGAGACCACGAAAGGUAGAUGUGUGUUAGGGACCCGGAAAGACCUUGAAGAUGUCCAGCAACUUCUGACCAAAGAGGCAGGAGCAUGCUUGGUCAAUUACGCGGGAUUUGGACCACCCUCACCUGCCUCUCCAUCUAUUCCUUCAUGUUUCCUUUCAGGAGCGCGACAAGGAGCUUGAUGAUCACCAUGUUGGCUUCUUACCAUCCAAGCAUUCUUACCGUUCUGUGUGAGGCCUGCUGCAACCAAUUCAGUCACGGAUCACGCCCCCGAGGUUUCCCAACCCAGGCUGUCCACAUGACUCCUCAGAGGGCAAGCAUAUAGCUAAUAUUAGGAGCGCAUCGCGAUAUCCAACGACGCGACAUCGAAGCCUCCCGGACCGGUGUCAAGCAAUGAUCGUUGUGCAGCAAUAGUAGCUCUACAUUUAACCACAAGUCC